Messenger RNA from Culicoides brevitarsis, 1999 nucleotides. Its product is annotated as alkaline phosphatase-like. Gene Ontology annotation, molecular function: alkaline phosphatase activity. NCBI's taxonomy places the organism in Eukaryota, Metazoa, Arthropoda, Insecta, Diptera, Ceratopogonidae. The transcript has 3 exons. Gene Ontology annotation, biological process: dephosphorylation. The record is from RefSeq and is a predicted model, not a curated record. Bases 176 to 1957 code for a protein of 593 amino acids.
AAAAAAAAACGAAAAAAAAUUAAAAUUAAUAAAAUCGCUUCGUGUUCGUUGUUUACACAAAAUAAUAAUAAAUAUGUUUUGAUUUAUGAAGAAUUAUUCAUUUUUCUUAAUAAAUUAAGUGAAAAAGCAGAAAGACGACCUAAUUUCUCGUCUCACAAAAUAAAAAAAAAUCAUUAUGCGAAAUAUUUGGCUUGUCACAGUAUUUGUCUUAUCAAAUAUCGUCGUGAGAUAUGGCGGAGGUGCAAUGCACGUCGACAGCAUGUACGAUAAGAAUCAUUGGGUCAGGGAGAAUAUUUUUGAGAUCAAGAAACGUCUCUCAAACUUGGGCUUAUCGUUGGAUGCGAAAAAUUUGCCGCGUGCGAAAAAUGUAAUUUUGUUCAUUGGAGACGGGAUGGGCUUGAAUACUCUCACGUCAGCGAGAAUUUUAAAAGGACAGAGAAAUCAUCGAUCGGGAGAAAUGGAAAAGUUGAUAUGGGAUGAAUUUCCAUCGAUUGCACAUGUUAAGACGUUCACAGCGAACACGAUGGUAGGCGAAAGUGCUGCAUGCGCAACUGCCAUGUUCACAGGUGUCAAAACAAACGCCGAAGUGAUCGGGUUCGACGGAAAAAUGCAAUAUAACAAUUGCUCGACGUCAAAACCCACGAAGCUUCAGACGAUUUUCGAUUGGGCCCAAGAAGCUGGCAUGAAAACUGGUUUCGUUACAACAACUCGUGUCUCGCAUGCGACCCCAGCUGCUCUUUACGCGCACACAAGCAACCGUUAUUGGGAAGACGACUCAAAAGUUCCCGUGAAUUUCCGCAAAAAUUGCAAAGAUAUCACGCGACAACUUGUCGAAAGUACUCCGGGAAGGAAUAUUAACGUCAUCAUGGGCGGCGGAUUACGAAGCUGGUUGCCUUUAAUGCCUCCCGAGUAUAAUCAGACAUCGCAUCGUCGAAGUUCAAAAGAAGGAAAACGAUUGGAUUCGCGAAAUUUGGUUUAUGAAUGGCUCAAAGACAAGCAACACAAAGGAUUCAAAGCGAAAUAUGUGACGACGCGAAGUGAAAUGUUUCAAAUUUCAGAAGAAGUUGAUUUUUUACUCGGAUUGUUCUCGUAUUCGCAUUUGGAAUAUCACGCAGAUCGAAGUAAAGAUGAAGAAACACGGGAGCAGCCGACUUUGUUGGAAAUGACAAGACAAGCUUUGGAAGUUUUGAAGUUUAAUAGCAGCGGAUUUAUGUUGGUUGUUGAGUCGGGAAGAAUUGAUCAUGCUCAUCAUCAUAAUAAUGCGUUUAGAGCGUUAGAUGAGACAUUGGCGCUUGAAGAAGCUGUUCGAGAUGUCAUUGAAAAUGAUUUAAUUGACCUGAAAGAAACUUUAAUUCUCGUGACUGCAGAUCACGCAGAAGGAAUGAUCUUCAGCGGAUACAACUCUCCAAUUGGCACUGACAUCAUGGGCGUUGAUCGUUCAACAUCAGAUGUCGACAACAAACACUAUCCCGUGCUAACUUACGCUGCGGGUCCCGGACAUUACGCGUACGAGCGCAAAAAACAUUCGAAAGAAACUUUCCAACCAUCCACAAUUCCAAAAUCGUGGGGAAAUCACGGCGGAGAAGAUGUCCCGUUAUUCGCUGUGGGUCCAUUGUCGUCAACUCUCUUCACGGGGACCUUCGACCAAACUUAUAUUCCGCAAGCAAUUUCUUAUGCUCUCUGUAUUUCAAUUCACUCCGAUCGCUGUAAUCGUCACGAUGAUCUUUUUUCGGCGUCGUCUGAGGAAGAGGAAGAAACUGUCGAAGAAGAAAAUAAAGUUUUUGAUAUUUACAAUUCUCACGUUGAGAGAAAAGAGAUGUAUGCGUCGCUGUUGCUCGUGAAUAACGAAACUGAAGUUGAAAUGCAGACCAAUGGAACGAGUAACAGCGAUUGGAGACCUAGUUGUAGCAAUUAUUUAUUUUUCGUAGCAUUUAGUGCGGUUUUUGUUAAUUUAUAGACUGUUGGAAUGAAUUUUAUGUUGAAUAAAUUUGUGUUAAGG